Molecule: messenger RNA, 1035 nt
Organism: Chelonus insularis
Lineage: Eukaryota; Metazoa; Arthropoda; Insecta; Hymenoptera; Braconidae
Product: glutamic acid-rich protein-like
Exons: 1
Coding region: 1-1035 (344 amino acids)
Source: RefSeq, a predicted model, not a curated record
AUGCAGACUGCCAAGGAUCCAACUUCGCGAUUAACGCGAUGGCGACUAAAACUUGAAGAAUAUGAAUUUACUGUAGUAUAUAAAGCUGGCAAAACAAAUAUCAACGCAGAUGCCCUUUCUAGGAAUCCACCUCAAACCGAUAUGGAAGUUGAUAGCAACCAGGCAAAGCAGGUUAUGAUGUUAACGAGAUCUGAAGCUGCAGCAGAAUUAAAAUCAAAAUCUACAGAUCAAGUUGACAAGACUCAACCAACUAAGGAUAUGGAAUUAGGAGGAAGACGAAAGGUUUCUCAGAAGAGAAAAAUCGCCAGUCGUGAUGAAGGGACACAGCCUCUCAGUGCUAAUCCAGACCCGAAGAAUAAAUCUAAAGCUCAUAGCUCUGAAAAAUCAGAGAAAGUACCAAGAUAUGCAACGCGGUUCCAGAAAAGGAAGACGCUACAGGCAUUGGAGAGGGAAGAAAAGAGUAGAAGAGGUCGCAGGAAGAGCACAAAAGGGUUGGUUGCCAGUAAGAUUGCAGCAAAAAAAUCAUUUGUCAAGAAAAAUGUUGCACAAAUUCCUCGAAAAAGAGGGAGACCGGAAAAGAUCAUAGAACUCAGCUCGAGUUCAGAAGAAGAGUUGAUGGAGGAAUUAGAAGAAGAUUCAGAUGGAGAAAAAUCCAGUGAGGAUGAAGAUUUAAAAGAAACUGAAGAAAGUAGUAAAAGCGAAAAUGAAGAGAAAAGGUCAGACAGCGAAGAAGUACAUGAGGAGCUCGAGAAAAGUGAGGAGCAUGCCAGUGGCAAGGAAAAAGAGGAAACACCACAGGGCUGGUACAAGUCAGGUGUCUGGGAAGAAAUUAGUAUAGACGCUGACUCAGAAGAUUCAGAGAUAGGGGAUUUCAGUGAAAAAGAAAUUUACAAUGAAAAUAUUGAAAGUGAAGAGGAGCAAGAAGAAAAAAUUGAUGAUAAACCUAUGAGAUCAGGAAAAGGGAGACGAAGAAGGAAAUCCACAAGAUGGAGGGUCAAGGAGAUUGAAAGAAAGAUCCUUAUUACCAAGGUUUAA